AUGCAAAGCAUAGUAUAAUUGGACUGUUUGAAGCAUAAUAACCAAUAGAUCUGCAUGCUAGACAUCGGAAAAUCAACCCUAAAUGGAUCUAGAACCCUCUGCUAGACCUGUUUCAACGAUUUGAGCUAGAAAGAGAAUGUGAUAUUCCUUUCUUCUUUUUAUUAAAAGUUGAAUUAGUAAAAAGAUAAGGAACAUCGUUCGAUAGAGGACAAGAAAUAAGAGCUCCAUAAAAAAUUAUAACCGUUGAUCAAGCACCUUCAAGAAGCUCAGAAUAGGUUAAUUAAAAUUUUAGAAUUUGCCUAGACCGAAUUCUAGUAGUAUUAAUUGAUUAUGGAGUAGAGUUUGAUUAAUAUGCAAGAAAAAUUAGGAGUGUUGGGGUAAAAUCCAACAAUUUCACAACUCGAAGAAUUAGCUGAGAAAAUUGGCAAAGGAGAUCGACUUAUUCCUUUUGAUUUUUCAACUGAGUGUGAGAAUAUGAUAACUAAUAGAUAAUAAAACUCUUUAAGUGAACAAUCAAGACGGAUACAGGAACUAUUCAAAGAAAUCAAAAAUAUAUUCUCUAAUUUAGAAAAUAAAAAUAUCAAUGAUUUUGAUUUUGCUUAUGAGAGCUAGAUUGACAAACAAUGCUAACCUAUUGGAGUAAACUAUCAGGAUAGAACAAUAGCAAUUUCUGAAGACAAAAAUAUUUCUCUUUGGAAUCUUGAUAAUUAUGCGUUUGAUAAAAUAGAUUAAUUGGAGGGACAUCUCGAUAAAGUCACUUGCAUUUAAUUUAGUUUACAAUAAAAUUGGUUUGUUUCUGGUUCAGAUGAUCAAACAUUGAAAAUUUGGAAAAUGAAUAAAGAUCGUUGGUGUUGCACUUAAACUCUGGUAGGACAUCAAAGUUAUAUUAGUGACAUUAAAAUCAGUAAUGACGAGAAUACUCUUAUAUCAUCUAGUUUUGAUUUUAAGAUCAAAAUUUGGUAAUAGAAGGACCAAAAGAUUUGGUACUGUUCUUAAACCCUUGAUAAUCAUAAAAACUAUGUUUAUUAUUUGUCUAUAAAUGGAUCUAAUAAUCUUUUUGCUUCAUCUUCUGGGGAUUGCACAUUAAAAAUAUGGUUGUUAAAAAGUAGAAAAUGGGAAUUAUAUAGAUCAGUUGAAAGGAGAUAAAAUGAAUGGAUUAAACGAAUCUGUUUUUUAAAUGAUACUUAAAUAGCUUGUCAGAUUGUUGGAUAACCAAAAAUUGUAAUAAUGUCAGUCAUUGGGAAUAAUGAAGUAGCAUCAUUGCAGGAAAUUUCAUUAACUGAGAAUGAUGAUGAGUACUCAUAUAAUCCCAUGAUUUAUUUUUAGAAGAAGAAGCUUAUAAUCUUGAAGAACAACAAAAGCAUACUAAUUGUAUAAGAAAAAAAUAAUGGAUUAUUUUAAUUGGUUCGUACUAUAAAAGGCAAUUAUCAAAGUCCAACGCUAAUUACAACUGGAAAGAGUUUAAUAAUGUUUGAGAAGGAUAAAAAAAUGUUGUAAUUAUUCAAGGCUUACUGA
Paramecium octaurelia is the source of this 1515-nucleotide messenger RNA. The record is from the annotation of a GenBank genome assembly. Lineage: Eukaryota; Ciliophora; Oligohymenophorea; Peniculida; Parameciidae.